Coregonus clupeaformis (lake whitefish) is the source of this 2080-nucleotide messenger RNA. RefSeq names its product complement C1r subcomponent. Bases 98 to 1957 code for a protein of 619 amino acids. The record is from RefSeq and is a predicted model, not a curated record. Gene Ontology annotation, molecular function: serine-type endopeptidase activity. NCBI's taxonomy places the organism in Eukaryota, Metazoa, Chordata, Actinopteri, Salmoniformes, Salmonidae. Gene Ontology annotation, biological process: proteolysis. The transcript is spliced from 9 exons.
UACCCGUAAGGCUGAGGGGCUGUGAUAUACAAAGUGAGGUCUUAAAGUCUUACACAGCAGGUUCAUUCACCAUAGUCUCUCCUGUCCAAUCACAGUCAUGGACUGGGUCUAUUCAACACUCUGGCUGCUGGGUGUGUCUGCGUGUGAGUUUUGGGUUCCAGUCUCUUCUACAGUGAUUGGCUGUGGGGAACCUGAACCGUUGCUGAAUGGAAGGGUGAAGGUCAUAUCUGGCUCUCAGAACCAGCACCUCUCAGUCAUUCAGUACCACUGCAAUGAGCCGUUCUACACUCUUCCUGAAGUGGCUAAAAGAAACUUCACAUGCUCAUCAGACGGAAAGUGGAAAGACAGCCUGAAAAGCUCACUGAUUCCUCAAUGUAUUCCAGUGUGUGGUCAUCCUACAGUGAACCUCCCAGGGUUUGGAAGGAUUUUUGGGGGACAGCCAGCUCCAGCUGGAUCCUUCCCCUGGCAGGUGUUGCUGAGCACUAAUAGUAGAGGAGGAGGGAUAGUGAUCGGGGACCGCUGGAUCAUGACUGCAGCACAUGUCCUGCAUGGACAUACCUGGCAAGACGUUAGGGUAUAUGUUGGAGACAACAAUGUGCAAAAACUCACCCAGUCUCCACCUCUUGAGGUCACCUCUCUCCAUCUUCACCCUGAAUACAACAAGGUAGAUGGUGUAGAGUAUGACCAUGACAUCGCCCUGAUCCAUCUCCAACACCCAAUCACAUUCAAUGCUCAUGUCAUGCCACUGUGUCUGCCAGCAAAGGACGCUAAAUACCCGACUGGGCAGAAUGGCUUGGUGUCAGGAUUUGGCACCAUGGAGUUUGAUACAUCUACCAAUAACCUCAUGUAUGUUCCUCUACCUGUGGUGAACCAGACAAUCUGUAGAAAGUCUAUUGAAGGCAGAGAUGAAAGGAAAGGAAUUCCCAGUCUAACAGACAACAUGUUCUGUGCUGGGAAUCCUGAGGGAGGCAAGGACUCCUGUCAGGGGGACAGUGGAGGGGCGUACGUCCUGCGAAAAGCAGGAAACCUUCCUGGGCCUUUCUGGGCAGCAGGAAUCGUCAGCUGGGGUGUUGGAUGUGGACAGAGUGGAAGCUAUGGGGUCUACACUCGCGUGGCUAACUACGCAGACUGGAUCAAGAAGACCAUAGAGGAGGAAGAGCAAAAAACUAUCUGUGGAAGACCCAUGGUGUCCAUAGAAAUGCACCAAAGGAUUCUGGGAGGAGAGGUAGCUCCAAAAGGAACAUUUCCCUGGCAGAUGCUUCUCAGUGUGGAAGGAGGCCGAUCAGGAGGGAUGGUCAUCGGGGACAGGUGGAUCCUGACUGCUGCUCAUGGACUGGUGCAUCAACAUAACAACCAAGUCAUCAAGAAGAGUGAAGUUAUGGCAUUCGUUGGCAACAACAAUGUGGAAAACCUCCUUCAGUCUCCACCUCUUGAAGUGGCCUCUCUCCAUCCUCACCCUGGGUACAACAACACAGACGGUUUAUCCUUCAACCACGACAUUGCCUUGAUCAAGCUCCAACACCCACUCACAUUCAGUAGUUCCAUCAUGCGAGUGUGUCUGCCUGCAAAGGGUGCUGAAUACUCCACUGGACGAGUUGGCUGGGUUUCAGGGUUUGGCCUCAACGAUGAUGAUGAAAUGCCCAGUAACCUCAGGUAUGUCCGGAUUCCCCUGGUGGACCAGGUGAAGUGCAGAAGCUCUAUUGAUGAGGUGAGGAAGAAGAAGAGAGAAGCCCCUGAUUUGACAGACAGCAUGUUCUGUGCCGGGUUACCAGAGGGUGGAAAGGACACCUGUGCAGGGGAUGGUGGAGGGCCGUAUGUCCUGAAGUAUGGGGGAGUUUUCUGGGCAGCAGGGAUCGCCAGCUGGGGAAUUGACUGUGGAGAGCCAGGCCAAUAUGGGGUCUAUACCCGCGUAGCUAACUACGUAGAAUGGAUCAAGAAGACCAUGGAGGAUAAUUGAAAUGAUGGGUGUAUAAAUUAUGCAAGAAAUGUUUGAGUUUGUCGAGGAUAGCAGCAAAUAUAAAAUAUAAACAUGUUUUUUAUUAAAUUAAUGCUUUUCUGUAACUGAAGCAUAUUUAAUACA